Carassius carassius (crucian carp) is the source of this 1191-nucleotide messenger RNA. It is a transcript of the gene tmem60, whose product is annotated as transmembrane protein 60. The record is from RefSeq and is a predicted model, not a curated record. The coding region runs from base 194 to 598 and encodes 134 amino acids. NCBI's taxonomy places the organism in Eukaryota, Metazoa, Chordata, Actinopteri, Cypriniformes, Cyprinidae. The transcript is spliced from 2 exons.
CCAGUCCGAUAGACAGCGCUGCGCGUGCAUCAACUUAGUCCUUCAAGAGAAGUUGUUUUGAAAACGCCAGUGUUCAAAUACACACAGUCCAGAAAAGGGACAUCGUCUAUAAUCAUUUAACUCUCUCACCAGAAGGCCAGCAGGGUUGUAUCAUCGAUCCACUUAAUGCUGUGCCCUUUGGCCAGCGUUUCAAAUGAACAUGUCUCUUGCUCAAAGAGUUCUCCUGACAUGGAUCUUCACACUUGUAUUCCUUAUCAUGCUGGUCCUCAAGUUGGAUGGGAAGAUCUUUUGGAGCUGGUUCCUCAUCUUCCUUCCUGUCUGGACCUUUGAUCUUAUUCUCCUCCUCAUGCUCAUUGUCAAAAUGGCAGGCCGGUGCAGGCCGGGCUUUGAGCCUCGCAACGGGGCGGAGAACUUGAAGAAGCGCGUGUGGUACCUCAUGGCCAUGCUGCUUAAACUGGCAUUUUGUCUGACACUCUGUGCCAAAUUAGAAGGCCUAAUGGACAUCUUGGUGAGCUCUGUUUGCAUCCCUCUGUGGGCACUGCUCAUUGGAGCUAUGGCCGAACUGGGCUACAACGUUUUCCACUUUAGAAGAGACUGAACAUAUGAAUGGUAUUCUUUGAAAACCAGCUUUACUGUAUUCUUCGGGAAUGAAAUCAUCUUGAAAGUAGAUGUUAUUCAUAAAGAAGGGAAUAUAUAAUGGACAAUAAGAAUGUACAUCUGUUUCGAGCUCUUUAUCAGGAGUUGCUUGUUUCUUUCAGGCUCAAGAGUGACUAUGCUGAAUAGCUUACGUUUCUUGUUCACAAUGAUGCAGGGAGGGUUACGUAUAUUUUGGCUCUGGUCAGUUUCCACUCAGGUGACUGAAAUGACUGAUUGUGAAUGUUGCUCAGAAUAUUUCUAGCAUUUUAGUGAAACACUGAGAUCAUUAGCGGCAUACUAUAAUGGACAUUUGAAAAAUAACCAUUUACGUGCUGCAUACACACUGUUUGUUCUACCAGUACUGUAACACAACAUGGUUUGCUUACAGAAAAGACAUGCGUUCUACAAUAAUGGUGUAUAUUUAUGAAUCUUCGUUUCUUUAUCAUGCACUUAUGCUUUGCAUUCCAGAACUUGCGUGUGUACAUAUUUACAAAAUCUAAUUUAAAUUUUCUCUUGCGCAGAGUGUGUAAAUAAUAAUAAAGAGUAAUAACAGCA